Molecule: messenger RNA, 2967 nt
Organism: Dichotomopilus funicola
Lineage: Eukaryota; Fungi; Ascomycota; Sordariomycetes; Sordariales; Chaetomiaceae
Exons: 2
Coding region: 1-2967 (988 amino acids)
Cellular component (GO): endoplasmic reticulum
Molecular function (GO): lipid binding
Source: RefSeq, a predicted model, not a curated record
AUGAGCUGGUCCGGGUUCCUCUGGGCGUACCUGCUCGGCGGCGUCACGUUUCUCCCGCUACUCGUAAUUGUCGUUUUCGCCCAUGCCUAUGUCACUCUCCCGGUCCGACGAGAUGCGGUCGGCCCGUCGACGUCCGGCGCGGAUGAUGACCUCGUACAACCUGGCGACGACAUCAAGCUCCUCAAAGCCGCGCAACAGGAUGGAACCAAGGCGCGGACGGUCCGCAAGGAGCAGGACGUUGCCGCGGGCUACUUUGCCGUCUGCCGUGAAUACACCCCCAUGGGAAUCAACGCGAAACCGAUUGAACGCGCGACGCCCGUUGGUUCGGCCACGGUAGCGGCCCCAAGCCCCAGCGUCUAUCAGACGAUGUACCGCAGCAUCUUCGAUCGGAAGCCGACACCCGGCCCGUUAGAUAACAAGAACAACAGCGGCAGCCAGCGCCCUAAGAAAGCUGGUAACGUUUUCUAUGUGGUGCUCAGACACGGGCAUUUGAUGCUAUUCGACGACGAUGAACAGCUUGAGGUCCGCCAUGUCAUAUCUCUGUCCCAUCACAACAUCAGUAUAUACUCUGGGGAACCCGUCACACCCGAAGGCGAGCUAUACAUCAAGCGCAACGCCAUCUGUCUUUCCCGUCGUGCCUCUGAGCCACCGUUGAGCCCAGAUGGCCAGCUUUCGAAACCAUUCUAUUUGUUCUCCGAAAAUUGUUCAGCGAAAGAGGACUUCUACUUUGCGAUGCUCCGAAACCAAGAACAGGCUGUGGCGACCGAGGGUCCCGAGGUCCCGACGCCGAUCCAGUUCGACGUGAAAAACAUGAUUUCACUGGUUCAGAAACUACACUCGUCCGAGGAGCACAUGCAGACAAGAUGGCUCAAUGCCAUGAUCGGGAGGGUGUUUUUGGGUGUGCAUAAGACCAAGGACGUGGAAAACUUUAUCCGGGAAAAGUUGACCAAGAAGAUUUCACGGGUCAAGCGUCCGGCCUUCUUGUCCAACAUCACCAUCAAGAACAUCGACACGGGCGAUUCCGCACCGUACAUUACGAAUCCGCGUCUUAAAGACCUCACAGUUGAGGGAGAGUGUGGCAUCGAAGCCGAUGUGCGUUACACAGGAAACUUUCGGCUCGAGGUUGCGGCCACAGCUCGCAUCGAUUUGGGUACACGUUUCAAAGCGAGGGAGGUCAAUCUUGUCCUCGCUGUUGUCAUGAGGAAGCUCGAAGGCCAUGUUCUCUUCAAGAUCAAGGCGCCACCCAGCAACCGCGUGUGGUUCUCGUUUCAGCAGAUGCCGAAAAUUGAGAUGACGAUUGAACCUAUCGUCAGCUCUCGGCAGAUCACGUACACGGUAAUCCUCCGUCAGAUUGAGAACCGGAUCAAGGAGGUCAUUGCCGAGACGUUAGUGUUGCCAUUCUGGGAUGACACCCCUUUCUUUGACACCGAACACAAGAAGUGGCGAGGUGGGAUUUUUCACGACGACACUGUCAAGGUGCCGACCAGCCCUGAGGCGGCGGCCGCUCAGGAAGGGGACUUGGGCGAGGUGGAUCGUCUCGAGGAUAACCAAGGGAUUCAAGAGUCCGAUAUCCCAUCCAUUGAGAAAAGCUACAGCUUGCCGGUGCUUGAUAAACGGCCAUCUAUCGGUUUAUUUGGGAAAAAGUUGUCCAGCAAGACGAGCAAGACGGAUCUCGCUUCAUCUCCCUCCGUAUCAUCUACCAGCGUCGAAACGAAAAGCGAGACCAAAGGCGAGAUGGGCUCACCUCCACCGGUGCUCUCGGCCCCGUUCGCACAACCAUCCUCUCCCACCAUCGGAACCAUCGCCACCAAUGCGGACCAAUUCCGACCGUCAUCGUCCCCUCCCAACGGCGACUCCGCUAUGUCCGCCAUGGCAAGUUUAUCGACGACUCCUCCUGCCUCUGCCGUCUUCCCCGCCCCGUCGCCGACGCACUCAACAACCCAGGCGUCGAACCCGAACGCUUUCAAGCCUUACACCACCUCCAAAUCAACCAACCUCUCAUCAGCGAGCGUGAAUAAAGACUCGACCGAUCUUGGGAAGGACACCGACAAGACCCCACAGGCGCGACGAAAUACUGUUUCGUCUACAGAAAGCCAGAGCGACAACGGGUCCCAGUCCCCCACACCGUCCCUCAAAGGCUCGGUCCGCGGGCCAGGGCGCCCAACGUCGAGAAGCUUCUUCAGCCGCCGGGACACGGCCUCGUCUGUUUCUUCAGGAGUCGGUUCCCAAACCACGGCCGAGACGCAGAAGCGGACAACCCUGAACACAAUCGCCAACGCAGCGGGCUCUGCCAAACGGUGGGGGUUCAACGCCUUCCAGCGCCGCAACAAUGACGAGAAUGGCCCGCAAAAUGGGAAGGCGGGUGAUGGCACCUCUGGCCUUGACCUAAGCCAGCCCAUGGGACGUGGUCAACCACUUCCGCCUCCCGGUACUCCACUGCCAAUGCCUGAAAAGACGGGCUCGACGGGGGCGAUUCAAAUGCCCAAGCGGAAACCGAUUCCUUUGUCGACGGCUGAACGUCAACCGGACCAGGCGAGGCAAGGAAGUGAACGCCCGUCGGUGCAGCCCCCGCCGCUCCCGAAGAGGCGGCAGCAUCGGACGGAGGAGGAAGGCGAGGAAAAUGGCAUGCUGGUGGUCACGGCGCCCGCAGAAUCCGAGCCUACCACGCCGCUGAGUGCGACACAUAGCGUUCCAGAUGCUCUUCCAGCAGCCGAAGCGACGGAUGAGUCUGCUACACAGCCGUCGAUACCGGAUGAUACCCAGCACACGACAAAGUCAACAAAGUCAGCAGAGUCAACAGAGUCAACACAGUCAAGUUUGCCGUCUCCCGAGGAGGCGGCCGUACAAGAUAAAGCUGUCGGCGCAAUUGCAGACCCAGGGCCCACCCCCGACGAGGACUACUCGGCGUGGAUGGAAGAGGAGGAAACGGAUGAAUCAGAUCCUUCCGCGGACACGAAAGCAGCCUAA